CGAUUGCAACCUUUUAAGUUCACCCAUCUCUUCUUAUCUAGAUCUAGUGCUGAAAAUGAAUUUAAAAUACUGUCAAUUUUACAGACUUAGUUUAUGUUCUGUCCAGAUUACAACUGUCUUGUCUCUCAAUAUUUGUGAAGAGGCUAUUCCCAAAUGUCUGAGGAUAGCGAGGGGAUUCGCUAUUCCCAAAACCGAGACCUAUCAUGACCUGUGAACCCUGUAGGCUAGGUUCAUUUCUCUUCGCGUCUAUGGAUUCAGCCAACUUCCGGGAAUAGGUUUGAACAAGCGUAGCCUGGGCCUACGACGAACGAAAAUAUUGGUGUUGAAUGUUGAGUCGAGACUGGCUCUCGCUAGGGGAAGGCUAGAAUCUAGCUAUCUCAGAAAGACCAUCCCGGUUUUACAGAUCUAGAUCUAGAUUCAAGGCCUAACCCAAAAUUGCAGAGUGGCUGCAGCAUGGCCUCUACAGGAGACAUGAAGAAUAAUGUGAAGCAGCUUCAGGCUGAAUUGAAAGCUGUCAAAUAUUCAGGCACAAUGGAUAUUGAUGGCCUUGUGAGUGGUUUGCCGAAGACUUAUUUGCCAUUUUACCACUACCUGUUUACGACAUACAGUACAAAGCUGAACAAGGAUAUUUCCAAUUCUAAUAAUGAGUUGUAUGGCAAGUCUGAUAUGCGGUUUAUGGAGGCAGUGUACAAGAUUCUGCGUGACAUGUUCCAGCACAAGCCGCAGGUCACGAGGGAUCAAUUUUUCUCACCUGGGUUUGCUGAGAGAAAGGUUAUCAUGGCAACUGAGAUCUUGCGACUGGUCAGGAGUAAAUACAAACCACCAAAAACAUCCUCUGCGUUUAGAGUGACUGCGACUAAAGAUCACAGGCCUAGUAGCCACCCUGAAAAGGUGCGACAAGAGCCUCGCGUGCCAUCUUCAGCUAAAGAACGCCCUCGUAAGGUUGCAGCUAGAUCCAUUCCUGAUGUGUCAGGAGCUAUUGUGUUACCAUCGCAGGCCACAGCAUCUGCAGCCAAUGGCUUCUGCAUACCCAAGAGUGCUUUUCCUCAGCUGAGAAUGGCCCAGUUGGCUCCCACAAGGGACCAGGCAGAGCCAGUGCCAUCUGAUUCUGAUUCUGACCUUGAUACGGCAACAGUUACAGAAUCAUCGUCGGGAAGAAUUCUUGCAUCGUUACCAGCCGGCACUAUUGGCCAGUCAGAAAUGGAGGCAGAAAUCCGGAGGAAGGUUGUUGGUAUGGUUUCCCCUAGUUUGGUCAACCUCAAUGAGAGACUAGGCAAGCUGGAAAUUGCACUAAAGAGGAUGGACCAACAGGAAGUACCAAAGCCUCCUCCAGAGCCUGCUCAAUUCAAAGCCCUGACCACUGGACUGACCAAACAAAUGAAUGAUGUCAUCUUUAAACUGGACACCCUCACUUCUCGUGUUGUCCUCAUUGAAAAUCGGUUGACCAUGGUGGAAACAAAGUUAGACGAUGAGACAGCCUACCACAGAACUCUGGCUGCUAGUCGGGCAGUCACCUCAGGCAGCUCAAAGACCAGAAAUGCAGGUCAUCAUAGCAGACAGUCUCCUCGGAUAGUUCAAGUCCGGGCAGAGGAUGAGGAGGCUUUUCUUUCUUCAGCGGGUAAAGAAGAGCUCGGAGCGAAAGUUGUAGAAAGUCAUGGGGAGGUUAUCAACAUUGAAGAUGGUGACAUCAAUGCUGAUGCCGAUGGCGCUGGCGGAGAAAAGGUUGACGUUGUGGUGGUCAGAGAAGAAGUGGACAGGGAUACCAGGACUGACAACAAGAUGGGCUUCAUUAAAACACUGGUGGGAAAUAAUGGAUCUGAAACAACAUUAACAACUGGAGACAACAGCACAGUAGAUAUAGCAGAGGAUCAGAUUCCGUCAUUCGGCAGAUUUGAACUUGAGUCAAUGCCCGUGCAGACUGUCGCUUCCAUUGAUAACAGUCAAAGAGCUUGCACGCUAGAAAGAGAGGCAGCCCGGGAUCUCAUCUCAACCCUUCCUACUACAGCUGCAACCAGAGAUAACCCUCCUAUCUCAUCUCUGACAAACGCAUUUGGUGAUCUCGCUUCCCCCAUCCGCCCAUUUGUUCGCCCGCAAUACGAAUAUCCUUUACUUCAAGAUGAUUCUGUGAUCAGCAUUCCAUGCGCAACAUAUGAGGAUAGCUCAGAGGACAGACGGACAAGCACUCCGUCUCACGCAACGCUAGACACAUCGACCUUGGACAGGGUCGGUCGUAUCAACCAGAUGAUGUGCGAGACGCAACAACUGUUCCGUUAGAAAAGUCUGUCGCUGCUGUUUUGUCAGUUAUGUCUUGUCUUAACAAAAGUGAGCAAUAGUAAGUGAGGUGAGGACUUUUUAACGAAUGGGAAUUGCAAGGGGAGGGGUGUAGAUAUGGCUAAAAGAAUUGU
This is a messenger RNA of Aplysia californica (California sea hare), 2405 nucleotides long. RefSeq lists its product as uncharacterized. Gene Ontology annotation, cellular component: spindle pole; centrosome. Bases 454 to 2274 code for a protein of 606 amino acids. The transcript has 10 exons. Lineage: Eukaryota; Metazoa; Mollusca; Gastropoda; Aplysiida; Aplysiidae. The record is from RefSeq and is a predicted model, not a curated record.